Messenger RNA from Seminavis robusta, 630 nucleotides. The record is from the annotation of a GenBank genome assembly. Lineage: Eukaryota; Bacillariophyta; Bacillariophyceae; Naviculales; Naviculaceae.
AUGAGUACCUACCAAAGACGAUCCAACCUAUUCAGCUUGUUGGUAGCUGUGGCGACACUGACUAUGGCGACUGGCUUUGUCGCCCCGAAUCGACCCAUGGCAUUUGCCAAUCUGCAACCAAAACAACGACAGCAGCCCUACAUGACGGCGGAUGUGGCUGCAUCUGGAGGUGCGGCCAUUCCAGAACCUUCCCUGACAACGUUUCGAGAAGCCGAAGUCCUGGGAUUACGACUCAUGCAAGAAGGAAACUACGAAGAAGCACUCAAAGUCUUCCAAAAAGGAAUGAAGCUUCCAGGAUCCAACAAGGAUGUUGUGCGAACAAAGUCCGUGUCAGGUCCCAGUCCAGUGGGCGGUUCCAUGGGUGGCUUUGAAAGCCAAAACGUCUAUCCCCUGGAUGAAUUCGAAUUACAAGCAGCACAUUAUAACAUUGCCUGUGUACACGCACAACUUGGAAAUCUAGAUGAGUCCAUUGCCAACCUACAAAUGGCCUUUGAGAACGGAUUCAACAACUUCUCCACCGUACGAGGAGAUCCCGAUCUGGAUCCCAUCAAGGACCAACCCGACUACAGAAAGUUGAUGGAUGCGUAUGACUCCAAAGGAUUCAACCCGUUUGGAUUCCUUGGAAAAUAA